UAGGAAAACGGGACUGGGAAAAAAUGGAAUCUUCUUUGUCUUGUCUUGGCCGGAUAGCAUCGGUGAGCAUUAGUCACCAUAUCCUGCAGGCGCAUGCGUACAAUGUAACCUGGAAAAAAAGCGUGAUGUGAAGCAAUGCCAAGUGCCCAGUAUGAGUAAGAGAAGGGUGACUGUAGAAGGCUCAAAAGCUGUGAAUGACGAUAAAAAGAAACCCAGUGUAUUUGAGCGCCUAGGCAGAAGCUUUGACAAUACUGAGACUGUACGCACUUGCCGUAAUUGGGUAGAGACUGGUGAGUGUCCAUACGGAAACAAGUGUAGAUUUCGUCAUCCAGGUUAUCAAGGUAAAAAUAAAGGCUUUGAAGAUUCUGAUGAUCUGAGGUUGAAGAUGAAAAGCAAGAGAGACAAAAGUGCAAGCCCCACAUCCUCUUCACCACAGAGAAGCAAAAAGAAAGAUAAAGAAAGUAAAAUGAAGUCCACUGUUGUGGUGUCAAAAGGUGAUAGAAAGGGGGAAAGUGAAAGUGAAACUGAAGUGCCUGAUGAAGCAUCUGGAUUAGACUUUGCAGAGGAACUGGCGCUGAUGCGUGAGCGGCAAGCACUUUUACGACAACUCCAGGAGACGGAGGGUGGAGACAGCGAGUUCGAGAAGGUGGUUAUUGAAAAGCAGAUUACUUCAGAGGAAUCAGAAAUAGAAGUGCCUCACAAAAAACACAAGAAAAAGAAAGACAAAGACAAAGAAAAAAUCAUGAAGUCUCCUGAUUUGAACCCUCAGUUACAAAGUCCCCCAACCAAAAAACAUAAGAAGAAGGAGAAAGGGCUGAAGACACCCCCUGCUGCUGCUAAAGGAGGGCCCCGUACCCCAAGCCCUGAUGUUGUGAAGGAGUCGAAGAAGGAAAAGAAAAGGUUGAAAUCCCUUGAAGAGGGCGACAAGGAAGCAGUGGUGGUGAAAGAAAAACACAAGAAGAAGCACAAAGCAGCCAAAGAAAGAGAGGAGGUUGAACCUUGGACGUCACCAGAGAAAACACACAAGCAUAAAAAAGAGAAGAAAGUGGCUCCCUCUAGAUCUCCAAGUGUAGAGAAAGUCAAGUCCAAAUCAAAGUCCAAGCGGUCACUCUCUCCGGAGGACUACAAAAGGGGGGAUGACAGUGAUGAUGAUAGAAAUAAAAAGUCCAAACGCUCACUAUCCCCGAGGGAGGAAAGCUACAGUAAAUCAAAAUCAAAGCGCUAUGAUAGCCCAGAAUAUGAGAGGUCACGAAAAAGGUCACCUGAAGAAUACAUUAGGUUGUCAUCCAAAAAAGACUAUGAUGACAGAGAUAGAAGAGGUCGUAGGUCACGGUCAAGGUCACCAGAGGCCAUAGAUGAUUAUAAGGAUAAGAGGGAUAGGAGGUCUCCUGAGGAAAGCAGGAGAAGGAGAUCACCGUCUCCUGAUGAGCGUUAUCGAGAAAAAAGACCCUCUUCGCCAAGGAGUCGCCGAGAUCGCUCGCCUGAGGAAGAGAGGUCAAGAGGUCGUGGUGAGGAGAGGAGAGGGCGGUCACCCAGUGGUUACGACAGUCGGAGGGGUGAUGAUGACAGAAACAGAAGACGAGACGAGGACUACAACAGGCGAGACGAUGAUCGUUACAGAAGAGAUACCAGGCGGGAGGCCACCCCAGAGCAGCGGGGCAGCAGCAGGAGAGAUGAGGACCUACGUCAGAGAGGCUCAUCUCCCAGAGACAGCAAGUCCAGCAAGAGGGCCCAGUCCCCUGAAGACAGUUUGCCCUCUCGCUCCCCUGCAAGCCGGAGGUACAUGUCUCCAGCUGAGGAUAAGUACAGGGACAGGAAAAGUCCAAAGUCUCCCCGGCGUCCCCCUUCCAUAGCAGAGGGACAGGACUAUGAUAGAGAGCGUGAGAAAGACAGAAUGCUCCCUGUCCAACAGGAAGUUCCACCAGGGGGCACUCCAGAUCAGCCCCGGUCAAGAGAGGCCGAGAUGAGUGGCGAAAGAGACAAUCGUCCUCCAAGGGAAAUGUACGAUGAGCGGGGGCGGGAUAAGUACAGGCAAGAGGACCUGCGUGGUCGCUCGCCGCCUCGCUCGGCUGAGAGGUACGAUAAAAGGGACAGGUAUGAACGUUACCCAGACAGGAGAGAGGGAGCAGAGGAGAGAUACGAUCGCCCUCCAGAUAGGCGAGAUUACAGAGAUGAGAGGGAGAGAUACGAGAGGGAGAAGUAUGGAGAUAGGAGAGAUGAUCGGGGUCGUGACUUCUACCAGGACAGAGGGCGUGGCAGGGGAGGGUCCAGAGGAAGAGGUGGUGGAAGGGGAAGAGGAUAUUCUGGAGAGAGAUAUGAUGACCGUGGCUAUCGUGACCCCAGAGGACCACCCCCAGACAUGAGGUCACGCAGGGGGGACUGGGAUGGUCGCCAUGGUGAUGACAGAUAUCCCAUGAGGCCAGACGAUAGGGGGCCUCCAAGACCAGAUGAAAGGGGCCAGCCAGUUCCUCCUAGGCCAGAUGAUAGGGGGCCUCUGAGACCAGAAGAAAGGGGUCCACCGAGAGAUGACCGGGGUUUACAGAGACAGGAUGAAAGAGGUCCCUAUAGAAUGGAUGAGAGGGGUCCACCCAGGUCAGAUGAAAGGGGUCCACCACCAGAUGGCAGUAGAGAGAGGCAUCCUUAUGAUGACAGAGCAAGGGAGGAGUAUAACAGGAAGCGGUACAGAGAAGAGCUCCCUUCCAGAGGGUCAAGGUCUCCACCAUACAAACGGCAGCGAGAGUUAUCUCCAGCUCUCAGUGCAAGUAGCCGAGGAAGGGAAGACCGGGACAGGCAAAAGGAGGACUAUCGCAGAGACGACAGAGAGCGUGAUGACCGGGACAACAGGGACCGGGAUGACCGGGACAACAGGGAUAGGGAUGACCGGGAUAACAGGGAUCGGGAUCGGUUAAAAGAUGAGGGGGGCAGGGACAGAAAGUACAUUGAUGAAAGAUACAGAGAAGAUCCAAGGUCAAGGUCACGAGAAAGUACACGUGGAGCAGAAGAACGGGACCAGAAGGCACGACUCCUAGAUGAAGGUUCGGGUCGCGGCACACCUCUCAGGGAUGAAGACAAACCGAAAUUAACAAGGACACCAGAUAGGAGAGAAGGAUCCGUGACCGGUUCAACUAGAGGUCAACGAGAGGGAGAGAAUGUGCUCAGUGAUUGGUCAGAAGAUGAUCAGCACUCUGACCUACUUAGCAGGGGUGAAGGCAGGGGACCCCCCAGUCGUGACUCAGGUAGCAGAGAUCAAGAAGAAUGGCGGGGGCGUCAUCGCGACGACUCUCGUGAAGGAAGAGAUCGUGUACGCGAGAUCAGGGAUGAUUAUCGUCAGAGGAGUCGACCAAGUAGCCGAGAACGCAUCCCACCAAGGGACUAUGACAGGGGUAGGAAUGAGCCGUCUAGAUUUCCUGAAAGAGAAAGACCUCCUGAUGAAAUUCCACCCAAACAGGAAGCUGAAGUCAGAGCAAGUAAAGAUGGCAUGUCACCACCUGCAGGGGGCAGCACUGAGGGUGACAUGAAAGAUUUACCACCAGAUGUCUCUGCAAACCAAGAAGGCGAGGACAAGCAAAGCACUGCAGGAGGUAACUUGGAGUAUGACGAGAUCUCAGACAAUGAGCUGGAUGAGAUAUUGGCCACUGAGGAGGCUGAACAAGAGGAGGAAAGUGCACCAGCCCCAGUGGACAUAUUAGACAUCGACUGGCGCAGUCUGAUAGCGGAGAAGGUCCCCAAGCCGGAAGUGAAGAAAUCGGCUGUGAAACGGUUCAGUCCAGCCAGUGUGUUUGCCAGUAUUGGUGUGUCCAGGGCACUGGCUGGAGAGCAGCUGUAUAAUAAGAUUAUCAGGACAUGUCAGGAACAGUUAGAGCAAGAAGCUGCAGAGGAGGCUGCAGAGGCACCUGAGGGCAGCACAGAAGAACCCAAGACAAGCCAGAGAGAACAUCCGAAGUUUGCUCUGUUGAAUGACGUAGCAGCAUUCCAUGCCACGGCAGUUCAGCGCCGCAGGGAGCGAGCUAAGUUGCUGACGGACUUGGAUUCUUACAAAAGGGCCCUGAGCGCCAGGCAUGAUCUGCAGAUCCGCAGGAAGCUGUGUAAAUUUGAUAAGGCUAGCGAGCUGAGCAGUGUGUUUCCGGCACCGGUUCACGACCCGGAGCUGUACAAACAGAGUCUUCAAAUCCUCAGACAUCCUAGAGGCGCCAGGAACGCUGCGGAGACUCCUCUCAAUAUCACGGCCUAGCAACCCGCAGGGGAUAGAUACGGGAAUAUUGGAGCAGUUUUGACCGAGUUUCAAUAACUUCAGUAUUAAAAAUCCUCCGGCCAAUCGCCCAAGGGGCGGCGCGCAUGCUUCAAAAUCUUCUGUAAACGUUGGAGACCAGAAACUCACCGCUUUAGACUUAAAAGUUUGGAAGAUUGAGAGGCUAAACCGUCAGUGAGCUUUCGAACUUAUCCUGUAUGUAUUUGGGUUACAGGAUCUUCCUAGUUCCUAUAAAUUAUGCGUUGUGACAGAGCUGCAGGUGAAAUUCAUCUUUAUAAAUAUGUAGACUGCAUAUCAUUACCGGCAUACAAGACGCCUUAAGACCUAAUAUUAAUUGCAAAAAUAUGGAUUUUUUUUUAUGUCACCUAGAUAUACUGUGACAAGUGCCAGCUACUAUAACAUUACGAACCUAAAAAGCCGGUUACUUUAAAACUGGCGAAGCGGGCUUAUUUUUGUUAUUGUAUGAACAGUUUUGGGUAUUAAAAUCCCAUGGUGUGUAAGGAAAAAAAUACUGAAAUUUGUUGUGCUGUAUAAAUGUCUAUUCCUCGUUGUGUUUGCCUGUAUGUAAGAUGCGCUUGACGGAACUUCAACGCGUGACAGAAGUGCGCUUUUUGCGGCGAUAGGUUUUAGAAAAAUUCAAAUUUGUUUGAGAAAAUGUAGGUUUUUUAGGAGACCAUUCAUCAAGUAGUUGGUAUAGCAUUGUAGUAUUGUGUAGGAGUGUUUGAAUACGUGCACAAGUCGGGGAUGAACUAAUUUAAGAUUUAUGUAAAUAACGAUAAUAGUAAGGAUAUCUUGCUUAAAUUGUAUGAAACAUGAUAAAAAAUGCUUAGAACAAAAUUCAUUAAAAUGAUUUUCAAAUGGU
Messenger RNA from Lingula anatina, 5111 nucleotides. RefSeq lists its product as uncharacterized. NCBI's taxonomy places the organism in Eukaryota, Metazoa, Brachiopoda, Lingulata, Lingulida, Lingulidae. The record is from RefSeq and is a predicted model, not a curated record. Gene Ontology annotation, biological process: mRNA modification. Gene Ontology annotation, cellular component: RNA N6-methyladenosine methyltransferase complex. Gene Ontology annotation, molecular function: metal ion binding.